AUGUUUCGCACAGUUUGGCAUAGCCUGACUAGCCAGAUUCUCGACCAGGAGAGGGUUCGGUCCCCCUCCCCGGGGCCCCUGGCAGCCCCCGGUCCCCCCGCGGAAAACGGAUACACUCCAGACGGUCCUGGGGCCAAGAAGAUCCUGGGGCAGCUGGACAGCUCCAGCCUGGCUCUGCCCGAGGCCAAGCUGAAGCUGGCGGGGAGCAGCAGCCGCGGCGGCCAGGCGGCCAAGAGCCUGCGGAUCCAGGAGCAGGUGCAGCAGACCCUGGCCCGGAAGCGCAGCUUCGUGGGCAACGGAAAUCUUCACCGAGCCAGCAGUGUUCCUGAGUAUGUCUACAACCUGCACUUGGUGGAAAAUGACUUUGCUGGCGGGCAUUCCCCGGCUCCUAAAACCUAUGACAGGCGAAAGUCAGGCAUAACCACGGCGUAUGAAGGUCGCUGGGGGAGAGGCACCGCGCAGUACAGCUCCCAGAAGUCGGUGGAAGACAGGUCCCUGAGGCAGCCUCUGCGGAGACUGGAGAUCUCCCCCGACAGCAGCCCCGAGCGGGUCCGUUACUCGCACAGCGAGUACCAGUACAGCCAGCGGAGCCAGGCGGCGCACACGCUGCGGCACCGCGACAGCCUGCGGUCCACCCUCCUGCCGCCGCCCAGGUACGCCCGCUCCGAAAUCCUGGGCUUCACGUCGGGGGCCGCGAGCCGGCAGCGCUACUACGACACUUACCACAGGCAGGUCCAGUACGGCUCGGUGAACGACUCCGUGUUUGACGGCGCCCCGCCCAAACCCGGCGCGGCGUACCCCCGGCCCGGGACCAGCCACAGCAUGAGCAACCUCCUGGAGAAAGAGAACUACCUGACGGCGGGCACGGCGCUCAGGCCGCUGCCGCCCCUGCAGUCCGCCGCGCACAGCAGGGCCGCCCGGGCCUCCUGGCAUCAGAGCUCCUUCCACAGCACGCGCACGGCGAGGGAGAGGGACGCGGGGUCCAGUGUCGCCGUGGAUGCGGGCGGGAGGAGGACGCACCUGACCGCGGGCCAGGUGGCUGCAGGAAGCGGGACCGUGCUGGCGGAGAGAGCCGUUUUCACCGACGCCCAGCUCAGGUGUUUGCUGUGGAAUUUGUCCUCUAGUGACAAACUCAAGAAUCUCAUGAUAACAGAAGCCUUGAUUAUCCUGACUGAGAAUAUCAUCAUCCCCUAUUCGGGGUGGCCAGAAGGAGACUACCCCAAAGCGAAUGGUUUGCUCGAUUUUGAUAUAUUCUACAAUGUCACAGGAUGCCUAAGAAACAUGAGUUCGGCUGGCCCUGAUGGGAGGAAAGUGAUGAGACGGUGUGAUGGACUGAUUGAUUCACUGGUCCAUUAUGUCAGAGGAACCAUUGCAGAUUACCAGCCAGACGACAAGGCCACAGAGAACUGUGUGUGCAUUCUUCAUAACCUCUCCUACCAGCUGGAGGCAGAGCUCCCAGAGAAAUAUUCCCAAAGUAACUAUAUUCAAAACCGGAAUAUCCAGAUGGACAACAACAAAAGUAUUGGGUGUUUUGGCAAUCGAAGCAGGAAAGUAAAAGAGCAAUACCAGGACAUGCCGAUGCUCGAGGAAAAGAGCAACCCCAAGGGUGUGGAGUGGCUGUGGCACUCCAUCGUGACCCGGAUGUAUUUGUCCUUGAUCGCCAAAAGUGGCCGAAGCUACACCCAGGAAGCAUCUUUGGGAGCUCUCCAGAAUCUCACGGCAGGAAGUGGCCCAAUGCCGAUGUCAGUAGCGCAGACCGUGGUCCAGAAGGAAAACGGCCUGCAGCACACCCGGAAGAUGCUGCACGUUGGUGACCCAAGUGUGAAAAAGACCGCCGUCUCCCUGCUGAGGAAUCUGUCUCGGAACAUUUCCCUGUGCAAUGAAAUUGCCAAAGAAACUCUACCUGAUUUGGUUGCCAUAAUUCCUGACACAGUUCCAAGUACUGAGCUUCUCAUUGAAACUACAGCCUCUGCCUGUUACACAUUGAACAACUUAACCCAGAACAGUUACCAGAAUGCCCGGGACCUUCUAAACACUGGGGGCCUGCAGAAAAUUAUGACUAUCAGCGCAGGCGAUAUCUCUGCCUCCAACAAGGCAAGCAAAGCCGCUUCUGUUCUCUUAUAUGCCCUGUGGACACACACGGAGCUCCACAAUGCCUACAAGAAGGCUCAGUUUAAGAAGACAGAUUUUGUCAACAGCCGGACUACCAAAGCCUACCACUCCCUUAAAGACUGAGGAAAGUGAAAAAGUGCUCUCAGAAAUACCAACCUCACCAUUCUCGGCCACAAAAAAAACCCCAAAGGAAAACACCUAUUUUUCUACUUCCCAGUCCAAGAAACCUCAGAAAUAAAGCAUGCCUUGUUUUUAUCCUUUUCUAUUUCUAUGGUCCCCCGAAUCCAGAAGACAAAUAAUCGGAAUAUGAUUUUAUUAGUCUUCCAGAAGAUUUUCACAAGUUUGCCACCAGAAGAUACUGGCAGCAGGCUCUAUUUACCCUCCACAGAUAGUGGUCUUUGGGAUUAGGGCUUAUGGCUCAUGCCCUCCUGGAACCGAAAUGUGAAUUCAUGUGGAAUGGAUGUUGACAGAAUAAAUAAGGAAAGAAGCUGUUGUAGUAUUACUAGGAUUUUAAAAGUUUUAUCUACAUUUCCAUGUUUUGUCACUUAUAUGCACAUUGCUUCACCAGAGAGCCAUGCAUAUAUUGUCUGCAGUGUUAAAACAGAAUGGAAAAGACAAAUAUUUGCUAAGUUAUCCAGGAGAAAAUUUAAUGGCAAAACUGUUUUUUGUUUGUUUUUUUAUGACUUUGUGCUUGUUCUUAUCCUCUUGAAUUUUUUCUCUGACUUUAAAUGAACUUAAGUUUAAAUCAUGGAGCAUGCAUGUCUAUAAGAAAAAAGAAUUGAAAGGUAGUGAUCAAGCAGAUUUAAAAUCUUUUCUACAGAAAAAGGAACUUUGGCUAUGAAAUUCAGUGUUUCCUCUAACCACUGAGUAAAUGAGAUUUUUGCUUAAGGAAAUACUUUACCUAUAACAACAGCAUUAAAUGCAAAUCUCUUCUGAACAGUAGCACUCAAUGUAAUCUAUUUCCUGGACUUUCUCAGCCUCUGCAGUGGGCUGGUGGAAGAAUGGACUCUAUAUUUAGCUACAAAAGGAACCAAGGUCUCUCAAACUGCAGGGCCAGCCUAGGGCUCUGAAAACACAGUUCAUUUAAAUGAGUUAGUUGUUAUCAACCAGCCCAAGUUUGCCCAACAUUUAAAAAAGAGCACAGAGCCACUAUGUCUCAUAAUCUUCCUCAAGCCAUUAUUUUAAGUAAAGGAAACUCUAGAGAAGAAAAAUAAAGAUGUUAUAUUGAGGAUAAAGGGGUCUAGGCCACCCAGAAGUGAUAUGAGAAGUACUCAUAUGUAAAAGUUGACAACAUCGUCUAUUAGGGCGAAUCUGUAUUAAGUGUUAUUUUAACUGGACUCUGGUUUAUGCCAUUCAUAAAGAAGUAAUCUUCUCAACUACAAUUCUGUUUUUUUAUGUUUUUUAAAAGAAAUCUGACAAUGUUUGUUAUAAGAAAUAAGAAGUAAAAAAUUCAUCUCCUUUUGUCCAGAAAAGUGUAAUAGAAAAUAAAUCCCCAUUUUCUAUUUGAAUGUGUACGUAAGUCUUUAUUAUAUUUAGAACUUAAAAUUUUUUCCAUUUUAACAGCUCAAUGGAGAAGAUUGAAGUUACUAACCUAGUUUAACCUGAAAUUAUUUAGAUACCCAUUUUUAAAAUACUGAAGAUAGAAAUUCUCUUUUUCCAGAGUUUUGACAAUAGGCAUUUGGAGUAUCUUUAUUUCUCCAGGUAACUGAUUUCUGUUCAAGAAGUUUCCGUAUUUUUUAAGGCACUAGUGGAGCCUUUAGUAAAGUUCACCACAAAGUUAGGCAAAAAUAAUGUUGCCUGCAUUAGAAUCUGGGCAUCUAAUUUAUGUAUCUUAAUAUAUGUGAUAUGAUUGAUGUGACAUUUGAGGAUUUGACUUGAUAAACUUUAAUCUAAUGACUAAGAGUUUAA
Messenger RNA from Myotis lucifugus (little brown bat), 4020 nucleotides. RefSeq names its product plakophilin 2 (gene PKP2). Gene Ontology annotation, biological process: cell-cell junction assembly; heart development; desmosome organization. Gene Ontology annotation, cellular component: plasma membrane; adherens junction; intercalated disc. Gene Ontology annotation, molecular function: cadherin binding; alpha-catenin binding; protein kinase C binding. The record is from RefSeq and is a predicted model, not a curated record. NCBI's taxonomy places the organism in Eukaryota, Metazoa, Chordata, Mammalia, Chiroptera, Vespertilionidae.